Messenger RNA from Perkinsus marinus ATCC 50983, 827 nucleotides. RefSeq lists its product as hypothetical. Bases 21 to 797 code for a protein of 258 amino acids. Gene Ontology annotation, molecular function: RNA binding; protein binding. The transcript has 9 exons. The record is from RefSeq and is a predicted model, not a curated record. NCBI's taxonomy places the organism in Eukaryota, Perkinsozoa, Perkinsida, Perkinsidae. Gene Ontology annotation, cellular component: ribonucleoprotein complex.
AGCACUUGAGCUUUGUGAGAAUGUCAUCUAACCUCCCACCGUCUGAAGAGGCAGUUGUUGAACUUGAUGUCUCAGAGGUGCAAUCACCAGCAGUUGCAGCCGCCCCUACAGGAACUACUACUGAGGCAGCAAUUGUAGUAGAUAGCUCAUCAUCGAGUAUAGAUAAUGAUGGAUCACAAGAAGGGGAUAAUACAGAAGAGGGACAAGUGCAGGAACCUCCUACUAAGGUUCAACGUACUGAAAUAAAUGUUGAUGGAGUUCCCGAGAAUAAAGUUUUCAUUGGCUGCAUACCGCAGACUGUAUCGGAUGAGAGAUUGAAGAGAGAACUCAGGGGCAUCGGAUCCUCUACAGAGGAAAGGAGUCAACCAAGGAAGAUCCUUGGGUUGUGUUAUGUUCGGGAUGGUCAACAAUCAGAUCGUGGUGUCGCCUUUGUGACCUUCUCUAGUAAGGAAGAGGCUGAGGAAUGUGUUAAUGAGAUGAACGGCAAGCUCGUUUUCAAGAAUGCCAAUAGACCUGUUCAUGCAAAGUUGACCUGUGAAAAACUGCAUGAGAAUCUCUCUGGUACAGUAUUCGACAGAUCCCCUAGUAUAUAUGGCAAAAAGUUACCCCAUACUCAUUGGACUGAGUAUACUGCUGAUGAUACUGGAUUGGUAUAUUACAAUAAUGAUACUACUGGCGAAAGUGUAUGGGAGAAGCCAGAGUGUCUUGCUGAAGCUGAAGAAGAUCUUCCACCCGAGCCAUCACCUACUGACACAACAUCUGAGGAUGGUGGUGACGAAGAGAUUCAGUGUGAUUGAAGAGGUAUUGGUGAUUAAGAUACGUUUCAC